Molecule: messenger RNA, 1704 nt
Organism: Cucurbita maxima (winter squash)
Lineage: Eukaryota; Viridiplantae; Streptophyta; Magnoliopsida; Cucurbitales; Cucurbitaceae
Exons: 6
Coding region: 594-1448 (284 amino acids)
Source: RefSeq, a predicted model, not a curated record
AUGCAGCGAAAAAUCAUUAAAAGCACGUGGUAACAAAAAUGGAAUUAUGACAACAAAACAUCAAUUUUAUGAUAGUAACGGUUUUAAACGUCACAAAAUCUUUUCACUCGAACCGUUUUUCAUCACUCUCUCGAGAAGCACACGUGGUUACAAAAAUGAAAUAACGACAACAAAAAGAUCAAUUUAACGAUAAUAACGAUUUUAACCGUUCCAAAAGACUAACGAACAUUUUAACGAAAACCCACGUCCCAAAAUCUUUUAACUUGAACCCUUUUGCAUUCAUCCGUUCUUCAUUUUGCAGUCUUUGAUUCUGGGUUGCUUGAUUUAUGGAUAAAACAAAAGUCCAAAUUCUUUAAACGAAUUGCUUGUUUGAAUGAGCUCAUGAGUUUCUGCACCUUUACCAGCUAAGAAUCCGAGUGAUUUAAGGAAGAACACGACAGGGAAAAGGGUUUUUCUUGUUUUGUCUUUGUUCUUAUACUCUGUCAAAUUUACUGUUUUAAGAACAUCCAAGAACAGAAUCCUCUCUCUCUCAUCCUUUAACCAUCUUCUUCCUCUCUCUCUCUCUCUCUCUUCUGUUCCAUUAAGCUUCAAAAAUGGCUUCCUGUUUGGAUAGCUUCCUCCAUUACACAACUCCAGUAGCUCAAUCCCAAUUCCUUCUCAAGCCAGAAAUCAAGAAGCUCAAUCGUUUCUGGCAUCCACUUGAGAGAGAAAAAAUUGAGUAUUUCACUUUGAGUAACCUCUGGAACUGCUAUGCUGAAUGGAGUGCUUAUGGUGCCAAAGUUCCAAUCACUUUAAGCGAUGGAGAAUCAUUGACUCAAUAUUAUGUUCCAUAUCUCUCUGGCAUUCAAAUCUUCACUUCUUUUAGGCUAAAAACAGAGUCUGGCAAUGGAGAAACAGGGGAUUCUUGCAGUGACUGUCACAGUGAAGCUGGAAGCACUUCCUCAGAUGAUGAGGAUCGAUUGGGGUAUCUUUACUUUGAGUUCAUUGAGAAAUCAACGCCGUAUGUAAGACUUCCUUUACUGGAUAAGAUCAAUGAAUUAGCUCGGAGAUUCCCAGGUUUGAUGACACUAAGAAGUGUGGAUCUUUCUCCAGCGAGCUGGAUGUCUGUUUCUUGGUACCCAAUUUAUCACAUUCCAAUGGGAAGAAAUAUCAAGGACUUGAACACUUGUUUCCUCACUUAUCAUAUUCUCUCGUCUUUGUUUCAAGAUAAGAAGAUGGAGUGCAAUGGAAUGACGACGCAACCGAAGAGGGAACCAGGGGAAGGGAUACCGUUGGCACCAUUUGGGGUGGUGACGUACAAGAUGCAUGGGAGCCUAUGGAUGGCGGGCAACAACGGUCGGGAUCAAGAGAGGCUCGUGUCACUGUCGAGCGUGGCGGAGUCGUGGCUAAAACAAUUAAAGGUUCAACACCACGACUUCAACUUCUUUACAAGCAUGCGUCGUGGCUAACACACAAUGAAUCAAUGAAUCAAUCAAUCAUCGUCCUGUCGAGUCCUGUCUCGUCUCAAUAUAAUCCAUUUUUUUUUCUUUUUUGUUCGUGGGGUCCUUCCAAAUGAAUUAGAAACUUUGGUCGAGAUAUAUCACACAGAAUGGGUAAGAGAGAGACUAAUAAGAAUUGUUGCGGAAAGACGAUGAUUUGCGUACAUGAAAAACGGCAUCAAUGAUCAAUAUAAAAAUAGGCCGAACAUUAUAAUAUUUCAUCCCA